ACAGCGUCACAAAUUGCGCAUGAAAUGUUGUUGGAAUACUUGAUGGCGAUGCUUGUGAUCAUGGGAUUAACCACAACAUUCGAUAAGCACAGCACAAGGCAUAUGCCACACUUUGCACUGGCCACGGAGCUCUCCAACAUCAUACCCGAGGACUAUGAGCCGCACUUUGAUAACAGCACUGACCGUGAGAUAAUUGCCGCCCUCGGGACAACAGCUCGCAUGCAUUGUCGUGUGCGAAGUCUGGGGGAUCGUGCUGUCUCCUGGAUACGUCAACGGGAUCUGCAUAUUCUAACGAUUGGCAUCAUGACCUACACCAACGAUCAGCGCUUUCUGGCCCGGCACAUCGACAACUCCGAUGAGUGGGUGCUCAAGGUCGUCUCCGUGCAGCCCCGUGAUGCCGGCAUCUAUGAGUGCCAGGUUUCUACAGAGCCCAAAAUUAGUCUGGCCUACAAGUUGGUGGUUGUAACAUCCAAAGCUCAAAUCCUGGCGAAUCGCGAGCUGUUCAUUCAGAGUGGCAGUGACAUUAAUUUGACAUGCAUUGCACCUCAGGCGCCAGGACCGUACACACACAUGCUUUGGUACAAGGACACGGAAUUAGUCAGCGAUUCGACACGCGGAGGGAUACGCGUUAUAUCCGAGCAACAGAUUAAAACCAGCAAUCUGGUGAUAUCGCGUGUCCUGCACACGGAUUCCGGAAAUUACACAUGUUCCGCGGAUAACUCAAACUCCGACAGCGUCUUUGUGCAUAUCAUUAAGAGCGAACAGCACGCGGCCAUGCAGCAUGAACUGGGCGUGAGACUGGAGAUGCCCAGCAUCUGGUUGCUCCUCUUGCUGCUAACGUUUAUACACAUGACACGCCCCCAACGGUUGGUGGCCUAAGCUGAGCGGCAACUUAUGUUUGAUGUCUGCUUUGCGUCGUGUGCAGCCUUGGAAUAAACACCUGCCACCGCCACGCCCACUGUCAGGCAGGCAGCCAGCGCCCACACUGUACAAACGGAUAGCUGCAAGGGAGGCAAUUGAUGCACCUGUAUAUAUGUAAAUCGGAGGUUUUGUUUAAACAGCUUUAAGUAUUUUUAUACGUAAUUAAGUGAAUAGAGACGCAUUACAAACCCAUAAAGCGAGUACUUCAAAAAGCAUAGCAUUAAAAAGUAAUCGAAUAGAGUCGAGCAAUCGAAUAGCAAUAAGUCAAUGAAUCGAAUAUGCAAACAUGAAAUCGAACAAAGUUGUAAAUAAAUGUUUAAUCUUAAUUAACAAACAAACAAACAGACAUAAAAACAAACAAACAAACAAACAAGGAAUGUUGAAGAGGUGCUCGCACGACUCGAACUCAUUCAUAGGUACUCGAAUAUAGGUUAUCUGUCAUCUAGAUUAAUUAUGAUAAAUUGUGCGCAGCAAGUGCAAAAUUAAAUUUUAAAAACAAAUGAUUAAUGGCAAUAUGAAUGAAUGUGAACAGUUGAACAACCAUACACUCCACUUUCAAUGUCAGUAUCUUUCUCCCUUCCCCACCAUAAAGCAAUUUAACAACA
Drosophila innubila is the source of this 1526-nucleotide messenger RNA. RefSeq names its product hemicentin-2 (gene dpr5). The record is from RefSeq and is a predicted model, not a curated record. The transcript has 5 exons. The coding region runs from base 25 to 879 and encodes 284 amino acids. NCBI's taxonomy places the organism in Eukaryota, Metazoa, Arthropoda, Insecta, Diptera, Drosophilidae. Gene Ontology annotation, biological process: synapse organization. Gene Ontology annotation, cellular component: neuron projection membrane.